UCUUAGUUUCCUCUGCUAACUCCCAUUUCAUUUACAGUAAAACAAACAAACAAGCAAAUAAAUAAAUAACCACAAGUUAGAGCCAUUACAAUUAUCUAGCAAGUAUCACUUUUGCUGUUGGUAAAUACAAAACGUUGAUGAUAAUAGUGGAUAUAUUGGUGAUGACAGAGGGUAGAACCAGUGUGGAGAGGAACCAGGAGAGGGUUAAGUGGAUAAAGCAGCUCAGAGAGGAAUUGCAAAAAGAGGAGAAAACACAAAAGGAUUCUUCUGGGGAAUCAGAAAAAUCAGGACAAGACGGCAGUCUAGAGGAAUACGCUAGACUACAGGAGCAGAUGAGGAAGAUGAAAGAUGAUCAUGAGAGAUUGAUACAAGAGGAACUGCUGAAGAUGGAAAGUGAACUGCAGGAAGAGCAGACAGAGGUGCUGGAGAAUGAAUUGAUGUACCUGAGAAGAGAGAGGCAGAUCCUUGUUCUGCAGAUCGAGGCCCUGCGCAGAGAGAACCAGCAGGCCGAGGUGGCCCUGGGGGCGCUGUAUGAACUCCACCAGCAGGAAAUGCACUCUCUCAGAGAGGAAAGCCUAAAGGUGUUUCGGACAUUUCGUCAGGUGCUGGAGGAGCAGAAGCGGCUAUCAGAAGGCAGAUAUAGGUCUCUAUUGCUGGAAGCUAUUAGGGAUGCUGUGUACCUGUCUUCCCAAAACCAGCAGCUUCAGGCUGACAACAUGCAGCUUCACAAAGCUUUGGCUGCGCUGAAGACCGGGCCUGACAAACCAAAGCUGCAUGAGUGAACGGGUCAUGCAGAGCUACAUCAUGGUUACAAAACCUACCCUUGCAGAGUAAAUGUUUUUUGGGUCACAGGAAGUACCAGGUAACGACAGGUAAACACAGAUAAAAGGCAUGAUGGAUAUUUAUAAUAUUUAUUCCAGUCAUCAAUACAGUACUUUUAGUCUCUGUUUGUGCAACAUCAACUUUUGCAACAUAAUUUUAAAAAUCUCAAACAAAUAAACCAAAAAUAUGGCAUUCAUCCUAAAAGAGUAAAACAAAACAAAAAAACACGCAGCACACACGGGAUACAGUCAAACCUGCAAUUAAAUAACCAAUAGGUUUUUAUUAAAACAUACAUGCAGAACAAUUAAUGGAUUAUAAUUAAAAUAAAAUUUAAAAAACAAGUCAUAACUAAAAACACAUUACACCAUGUGUCCACCAAGCUUCAAAUAGUUGGGAUUGUUUUUCUCAGUACUGAAAUAAGUUUUUACAGAAUGUUAUUUUUGUUCCCACAAAAUAAAUGUAAUUCAACCAAUUUUUUUAUGUUCCAGAAGAGUACUGUUUUGCUGGGGGUUUGACCUAUGUUUCGUGACCUAUUUUGUGCAGCAUAGAGCUGUUUUGUAGAACUGUGAAAUGAUAUUUCAAUGAAUAUGCCUAAUCAUCUCUCACCUCCUAACUCUCACUCUUCAGAAUAUUUUACACUGUGAAUUUAAACUAUAUUGUAGAUUAGAAAUGGAGGUCAUUUUUU
Silurus meridionalis is the source of this 1507-nucleotide messenger RNA. Its product is annotated as trichohyalin. The coding region runs from base 138 to 782 and encodes 214 amino acids. The transcript is spliced from 5 exons. The record is from RefSeq and is a predicted model, not a curated record. Lineage: Eukaryota; Metazoa; Chordata; Actinopteri; Siluriformes; Siluridae.